AUGAGGAGAGCUCACCUCUGCUCUGCACUGAGCGUGGGAAGGGCACAAACCGACCCUCCACGGCCCACGCGCCUGGGCCCCGAGAUGCGCUGCAGCAGCUCUAAGGGGCAUCCAGCGCCAAACCCAACUUCGCAGCCGUGGCCCCCGGCGGCGGCGCCCCCCACUCCGUCCCUCCGUGCCUGCCUGCCUGCCUGCCUGCCUCUUGGGGACUCCCGGGGGCUGGCGAGGGGGCCGGGGCUGCCCUCCGCUUGCUCCACCUCCCCUCUCCCUACUUGGGGCUGCUGCCUCUGGCUCGCUGCCCGAGCCGCAGCCUCCGCCAGCCCGCCGUGCUCUCGCCAGCGGCCUGGGAGGGAGCGAAGGCAGCGCCCGGCGGCCGCCGCCAUGAAGGGACUGGGGCUGUUCUGCUGCUGCUGCUGCCUGGCCCCGCUCCUGCUCCUCGGCACCGCAGAACUGCAAGUUUCUGCCCCGGAUGGCACAGACGACGCUGCCAGCUUUGUGGAGGGCAGCUUGUGGCCAGGAGACCAAAGCCUCGUGGAGGAGAGGGUGCUUUAUGGAGAUGUUGCUGCCAUGCCUCCUGGGAUGGGCAUCCCCCUGCAGCCCCCCGGCAGUCACCAGGAGGAAGCUGCCGCCAUGGACACGCGGGGAAGGACGACCCUUGCCGAUGGCUCCACCAGGGCGGGUGCCGCUCCGGAUGUCCGUGAUGACCCCUCGGAAGCUGGCAGCCUAGAAGGAAAAGAAGUCCCCGCUGCCGGCCCAGAGGACGCCCCUGGCGGAAGGCAUGAUGUGGAUGGGCAAGAAGAAGGAGAAGAAGGUGGGCCCAUCCUGGUGGAAGAGGCUGAGCCACAGUCUGUGGGCAACACGGAAGAGGGGAUGCUGGCUGGUGAGGACGCCCCAGAGGAUAAGCAGGGCCACCUUGAGCGUGAUGGCCAAGAAGACUCGGUCCCUGGAGCAAGUGGAGAACCCGUUCAGAGCCUUCCCCGGCCCGUUGAUGCAAGAGAGAAGGAGGAAACGUCUCCUCAGGAGGAGAACAGCACACUUGCCACUGGCUUGGGCAAAGAACGUGGAGGCACCCUUGGGGAGGGGGAUGCCUUAAGCGAGGCCUCCCCAACAAGGGACACGUUGGAGGCACCGGACACCACCCAGCAGGGACCACAGGAGUCAGAGGGGCCACGGGAGCCUGGGGAGGCAGAGGAAGGGGGUAGUAGCCACAGAGAGGAAGAAGGAGCAGGGAGGAAAACAGAAGAUGGGCCUGAGCAGGUGGAGGCAGAGGAUUCCGACGAGGAAGAAGAGGCCACUGUGGCCAGGGCACCAGAUGCCAGCCCUGAUGAAGAAGGAGGCGAUUCCGAUGAAGAAGGAGGCGAUUCCGAUGAAGAAGGAGGCGAUUCUGAUGAAGAAGGAGGCGAUUCCAAUGAAGAAGAUGAUUCCGAUGAAGCUGAAGGAGAGGAUUCUGAUGAAAGUCAGGCCCUAUCAGAGGAAGACGACAAAGAUGAAGUAGCAGCAGCAGAGGAGGAGGCAAUCUUGGUCGAAGAAAAGAUUUCUCAGGCAGAAGAGCGGGGAAAAGAGGUUCCCCUGGAAGAGGGAGAGGGCCAUUCCAUUGCGCAAGGAGUAGAACAUGAGAAAGAGGGUGCUGGCUGGGGGGAAAGUGUGGACAAGGUGGAGUCAGAAGAGUCCCCCAACAGAGAUGGCAGCCCAGGAGAUGCUCACCUCCAUCGCCAAGAACGGGACCUGAGUGAAACAGACAUGGCCCCUGGCUCUCCCAGCAGUGGGGAUGAGGAGAGGCCUUCUGGACAAGCCCAGCCCGCCCUGGCUGCAGACACAGCAACCGAAGCAGCAGGUCACAGCCAUCCCCCAGCCCCCGAGGUCACUGGCCGGCUCAGCCAGAGAGAGGCUGUCUUUGCUCACCCUGCAGAUGAAGUGGAGGGCUCUGGGGAGCCCACCUCCAGAGACCGCUCCCACAUUGACAGCACCUUGAAGCUGAAGGAGGAAAAACCAGCAGACGACUACUCAGGCACGCUGCAGCGGCUGAGGAAGAUCUACCACACCUCCAUCAAGCCCUUGGAGCAGUCGUACAAGUACAAUGAACUACGGCAGCAUGAAAUCACAGCUUACCCUGGACGCACCUUGGGCUCUUCAGCCACAGAUGGAGAGAUUACUUCCAAGCCGAUGGUGCUGUUCCUGGGACCAUGGAGUGUUGGCAAAUCCACCAUGGUCAACUACCUCCUGGGGCUGGACAACACUCCAUACCAGCUCUACACAGGGGCUGAGCCAACCACCUCAGAGUUCACUGUCAUCAUGCACGGCCCCAAGCUCAAGACCAUUGAAGGCAUUGUGAUGGCUGCGGACAGCGCCCGCUCUUUCUCGCCUCUUGAGAAGUUUGGGCAGAACUUUCUGGAGAAGCUGAUAGGGAUCGAGGUCCCUCAUAAACUUUUGGAGAGAGUGACAUUUGUGGACACCCCUGGGAUCAUUGAAAACCGAAAGCAGCAGGAACGAGGCUACCCAUUCAAUGAUGUCUGCCAGUGGUUCAUCGACAGAGCUGACCUCAUCUUUGUUGUAUUUGACCCCACAAAGCUGGACGUGGGACUGGAACUAGAGAUGCUUUUCCGGCAGCUGAAGGGACGGGAAUCUCAGAUCAGGAUAAUUCUGAACAAAGCUGACAGCCUGGCCACACAAGAGCUCAUGCGAGUGUACGGGGCCUUGUUCUGGAGCCUGGCUCCACUGAUCAAUGUCACUGAGCCCCCCAGGGUCUACGUCAGCUCCUUCUGGCCCCUGGAAUACCAAGCUGACACCCACCGAGAACUCUUCUUGAAAGAAGAGAUCUCCCUCCUGGAAGAUCUGAACCAGGUGAUUGAGAACAGGCUGGAGAACAAGAUCGCCUUCAUCCGCCAACAUGCCAUCCGGGUUCGCAUCCAUGCGCUUUUAGUGGAUCGCUACUUGCAGACCUACAAGGAUAAAAUGACCUUCUUCAGUGACGGAGAGCUUGUGUUCAAGGACAUUGUAGAGGACCCAGACAAGUUCUACAUCUUUAAGUCAAUCCUAGCUAAGACCAAUGUCAGCAAGUUCGACCUCCCCAAUCGCGAAGCGUACAAGGACUUCUUUGGCAUCAACCCCAUUAACACCUUCAAGCUACUUGCUCAGCAGUGUUCCUACAUGGGGGGCUGCUUCCUGGAGAAGAUCGAGAGGGCCAUCACACGUGAGCUGCCGGAUCUCUUGGGCAGCAUUGGCCUGGGCAAGAAGCCCAGUGUCCUGUCCUGUGACACAACUGGCUGUGGCGAAACCCCAAAGAACCGUUACAAGAAACAUUAACAGGCAGGCUGUCCUCUGUAACCACUCCUGUGUUCCUGUUGAUGAAUGAGCUUAUGUCUUAUCUGUCCAAGAAGCCAAGGUUUGUUAACCCUUCGAGUGCCACACUGGCAAGAUCUAAUAUACACUGAGGACAUCAGAGUCAUCGGCGAUCCACGGCAGGGAAGUUGGGUGGGGUUAGGGAAGAGAAUAAAACACUGUGAAUUAUUAUCUAAUCUUUGUUAUUUUAAAUAGGAAGCCGUAUAUUGAGCUGUAAGUCAAAAGGAGGAACAUGUCUGCAGACACAGUCACCUGGCCCUCACCUAGGCUAAGCACACAGGGAGGAGGAAGGAAGGAAGGAAGCAUUGGAGUGCUGAGAAAUGGUGAAAGAGAUGAGACUUUUGACAUCAGGGGAGGCACAAACUAGACACAGUUCUUGCAGCACCUUGACUGCUGUACAUGGGAUUGAGGACCAUAAUGCUUGUUGCAUGUAUCCCACUGUUCUUUCUGGGACUCGCAGGUCACCAGCAUCUGCUCUUUAUGAGCAUGUCCUCAGCUGCAUCUUAGCAUUCUUCUGGGCAUCUGUUGUUCCUGCUCCAAAAUGAAAGGAUCCAGACUGCCUUUUAUCUGGAUUCUGCCCUGUCUGUAAAAACAAGGCAUUUCCCCAAUCCUUGGCUCAGAAAGGGCAGCCUGGCCUUUUGGGGGUCCUUUUGGGGAGUCAUGUUUGGGAUGGAGGGUGCUUUGUGUGUGUGCAUGGACACAGGAAUCUGCUGGUACAAGUCUAAAAUUGUCAGUCAUAGCACUUCUUUGGUUAGGAGUUGAUAUAUUAAGAGGCUGUGCCACAUGUUUGCUGGUAUCUGAGCUUCAAUAUUGCCUCCUGCCUUUAGCUGCUGCUGUUCUUUCAGGCUUCAUACUAUGGGUUAACGUGAGUUUUCUCUGUCCACAUUUUAUCUGCUUUCACAGUUCAUUUGUCUCCCUGUAUCCCACCAUGUAACUUUGUGGUGAGCUGUAAAUAGCUAUUUCUUAAGUUAGAACUGAUGUCACUUCCUUGUACAUGGCAAAGGAGAAGCAGCCCCACCCCGGGCAAUGCUGAGCAUGAACUGGAGACAUGAGGGGGCUUUUGCAAUGGGUAGUCAGUGGUAAAUGGGGAAGUCCAGGCCUUACACCAUGAUGGAGCACUUUCUGCCUGGAAAGGGGACCUGCGAGGAUUACAACUUCCAGACAGUUUGAAGGG
This is a messenger RNA of Elgaria multicarinata webbii, 4513 nucleotides long. RefSeq names its product sarcalumenin (gene SRL). NCBI's taxonomy places the organism in Eukaryota, Metazoa, Chordata, Lepidosauria, Squamata, Anguidae. Gene Ontology annotation, molecular function: GTP binding. Bases 1 to 3303 code for a protein of 1100 amino acids. The transcript is spliced from 12 exons. The record is from RefSeq and is a predicted model, not a curated record.